Messenger RNA from Leptonychotes weddellii (Weddell seal), 2446 nucleotides. The record is from RefSeq and is a predicted model, not a curated record. Lineage: Eukaryota; Metazoa; Chordata; Mammalia; Carnivora; Phocidae.
UCCAGGGUACAGCCGUGGGGGCUGCGUGGCCCUGGCCACGGGCAGCGCCAUGGGGCUGUGGGAGGUGAAGAACUGCACCGCAUUCCGGGCUCGCUACAUCUGCCGGCAGAGCCUGGGCACGCCAGUGACGCCCGAACUGCCUGGGCCGGACCCCACGCCCAGCCUCACCGGCUCCUGUCCCCAGGGCUGGGGGUCGGACCCCAAACUCCGCCACUGCUAUAAGGUGUUCAGCUCAGAGCGGCUGCAGGACAAGAAGACCUGGGUGCAGGCCCAGGGGGCCUGCCAAGAGUUGGGGGCCCAGCUGCUGAGCCUGGCCAGCUAUGAGGAGGAACAUUUUGUGGCCAACAUGCUCAACAAGAUCUUCGGUGAAUCAGAGCCCGAGAUCCACGAGCAGAACUGGUUCUGGAUCGGCCUGAACCGUCGAAACCCGGGAGCGGGUCAGAGCUGGCGCUGGAGUGACGGCCUUGGGUUCUCUUACCACAAUUUCGACCGGAGCCGGCACGACGACGACGACAUCCGGGGCUGUGCAGUACUUGACCUGGCCUCGCUGCAGUGGGUGGCCAUGCAGUGCGAGACGCAGCUGGACUGGAUCUGCAAGAUCCCUCGAGGCAGAGACGUGCGGGAACCCGACGUCAGCCCACAAGGCCGGCUGGAGUGGCUGCGUUUCCAGGAGGCCGAGUACAAGUUCUUCGAGCACCACUCCACGUGGGCUCAGGCACAGCGCAUCUGCACGUGGUUCCAGGCCCAGCUGGCCUCCGUACACAGCCAGGCCGAGCUGGACUUCCUGGGACACAACCUGCAGAAGUUGUCCCCGGGCCAAGAGCAGCACUGGUGGAUUGGCCUGCACACUGCAGAGAGUGAUGGGCGUUUCAGGUGGACAGAUGGUUCCAUCAUAAACUUCAUCUCCUGGGCACCCGGUAAACCUCGGCCCAUUGGCAAGGAUAAGAAAUGUGUAUACAUGACCGCCAGCCGAGAGGACUGGGGGGACCAGAGGUGCCUGAUGGCCUUGCCCUACAUCUGCAAGCGCAGCAACAGCACUGGAGAGCCCCAGCCCCCGGACCUGCCACCCACAGCCCUGGGGGGCUGCCCCUCUGGUUGGAACCAGUUCCUCAACAAGUGUUUCCGAAUCCAGGGCCAGGACCCCCAGGACCGUGUGAAGUGGUCAGAGGCACAGUUCUCCUGUGAACAGCAAGAGGCCCAACUGGUCACCAUUGCAAACCCUUUAGAGCAAGCAUUCAUCACGGCCGGCCUGCCCAAUGUGACGUUUGACCUUUGGAUUGGCCUCCAUGCCUCUCAGAAGGACUUCCAGUGGGUGGAGCAGGAACCUCUGCUGUAUACCAACUGGGCCCCUGGGGAGCCCUCUGGCCCUAGCCCUGCUCCUGGCAGCAACAUACCGACCAGCUGUGCGGUGGUCCUGCACAGCCCCUCCGCUCACUUCACUGGCCGCUGGGACGAUCGGAGCUGCACGGAGGAGACACACGGCUUCAUCUGCCAGAAGGGCACAGACCCUUCCCUGAGCCCAUCCCCAGCAGCGUCGCCCCCUGCCCCCGGCACUGAGCUCUCCUACCUCAACGGCACCUUCCGGCUGCUGCAGAAGCCUCUUCGCUGGCAGGACGCCCUCCUGCUGUGUGAGAGCCGCAACACCAGCCUGGCCCGCGUGCCGGACCCCUACACCCAGGCCUUCCUUACGCAGGCCGCCCGAGGGCUGCACACCCCACUCUGGAUCGGGCUGGCCAGUGAGGAGGGCUCCCGGCGCUACUCCUGGGUCUCGGAGGAGCCGCUGAGCUACAUGAGCUGGCAGGACGGGGAGCCCCAGCAGCCAGGGGGCUGCGCCUACGUGGACGUGGACGGGGCCUGGCGCACCGCCAGCUGCAACACCAAGUUGCAGGGGGCUGUCUGCGGCGCGAACAGCGGGCCCCCUCCUCCCCGAAGAAUAAGCUACCACGGCAGCUGUCCCCAAGGGCUGGCCGACUCGGCGUGGAUCCCCUUCCGGGAGCACUGCUACUCCUUCCACAUGGAGCUGCUGCUGGGCCACAAGGAGGCGCUGCAGCGCUGCCAGAGAGCGGGUGGGGCGGUCCUGUCCAUUCUGGACGAGAUGGAGAACGUGUUUGUCUGGGAGCACCUGCAGAGCUCUGAGGGCCAGAGUCGGGGUGCCUGGCUGGGCAUGAACUUCAACCCCAAAGGAGGCACCCUGGUCUGGCAGGACAACACAGCUGUGAACUACUCCAACUGGGGGUCCCCUGGCCUGGGCCCCAGCAUGCUGAGCCACAACAGCUGUUACUGGAUCCAGAGCAGCAGCGGGCUUUGGCGCCCCGGCGCCUGCGCCAACAUUACCAUGGGUGUCGUCUGCAAGCUCCCGCGAGCUGAGGAGAGCAGCUUCUCGCCAUCGGGUGAGUCCCAGGCAGGGCUGAGAUGAGUCCUCUCCCGCCUUGGCCUUGGCCCAGCA